Messenger RNA from Triticum aestivum (bread wheat), 360 nucleotides. Its product is annotated as protein LIKE COV 1-like. The record is from RefSeq and is a predicted model, not a curated record. NCBI's taxonomy places the organism in Eukaryota, Viridiplantae, Streptophyta, Magnoliopsida, Poales, Poaceae. The annotation marks the transcript as partial. Gene Ontology annotation, cellular component: Golgi apparatus. The transcript is spliced from 3 exons.
UUUACAUAUCAAAACAAACAGGCAUUCAAGGAGGCAGUCAUCACACGACAUCCUCAUAUUGGGGAAUAUGCAUUUGGAUUCAUUACCUCAUCAGUCUCGCUCCAGAGCUAUUCUGGUCAAGAGGACCUUUACUGUGUCUAUGUGCCGACCAACCAUCUCUACAUUGGUGAUAUCUUCAUGGUGAACUCGAAGGAUGUGAUAAGGCCUAAUCUUUCUGUGCGUGAAGGCAUUGAGAUCGUUGUGUCUGGUGGUAUGUCAAUGCCCCAGAUUUUGUCGACCCUGGAUCCACAUCCAGAUCUGCAUGCAAUCCACACAGACCGAGGUGGAGCGAGAAGAAGCUGAGGCAAACUACCUGCAUAC